Molecule: messenger RNA, 561 nt
Organism: Meyerozyma guilliermondii ATCC 6260
Lineage: Eukaryota; Fungi; Ascomycota; Pichiomycetes; Serinales; Debaryomycetaceae
Exons: 1
Coding region: 1-561 (186 amino acids)
Source: RefSeq, a predicted model, not a curated record
AUGGAAACCCUGGUCUCUUCUCCCCCAUCUACAUUGCAUAACCAACACGCACACAACGAAGAUCUCGAAAAUGGCAUUCGUACCGUCUCCAACGGAAAUUUUGUGAAUUCAAUUCAUUUUGUCAAAAACACAUCCAAUUCAGAUCACAGAAAUUUUGGCUUCAACGACAACGAAAAAGGUCCAGCAAUAUUUCAGGACAAUAGCAUGGUCUUAAUUGACCCUGAUUCUCUCGCAAAGUCUGCUGAAGAACCCUCAUCGCAACUUGACUCAUCGUCAAUAAAACGCUCAUCUCAUCGAGAAAUAGUCAAUGUCUCCAAAAAGUACUCUUCGAACUUCUCGCACAAAAAGAAAACUGUUGCAUUCAGUGACGACUUGCUCGUAUCAGACUUUGCCGAGCUCUCCUCCUCGUGCUUCAAUUCCUCAAGAAAAUCGAUUCUCAAACCUUCAACUCCGAGUCAGGUGUUGAAACUCUCCCUCUCCACGGGUCAGAAAAACUCAAAAGUGACCCCUUUUCUCCACACAGUGUCGAGUUCUGGCACUCGGGAUCCAUUGUACAAGUAG